This is a messenger RNA of Felis catus (domestic cat), 7936 nucleotides long. RefSeq names its product dispatched RND transporter family member 1 (gene DISP1). Gene Ontology annotation, cellular component: membrane. NCBI's taxonomy places the organism in Eukaryota, Metazoa, Chordata, Mammalia, Carnivora, Felidae. The record is from RefSeq and is a predicted model, not a curated record. The coding region runs from base 4191 to 7913 and encodes 1240 amino acids. The transcript has 5 exons.
GGCAGGCAGAGGAAGGCAUCUUUGUGAGCUGAGAGAGGAAAGUGCCCUGUGGAGGCCCCGUUGUGGGAGGACAGGCCCCACGGUGUCGCCAGCAUCCGAGGCCCUGUUGGGGGAGGACAGGCCCCGUGGUGUCGCUGAGCAUCGGAGGCCCUGUUGGGGGAGGACAGGCCCCGUGGUGUCGCCGAGCAUUGGAGGCCCUGUUGUGGGAGGACGGGCCCCACGGUGUCGCCAGCAUUGGAGGCCCUGUUGUGGGAGGACGGGCCCCACGGUGUCGCCAGCAUCCGAGGCCCCGUUGGGGGAGGACAGGCCCCGUGGUGUCGCCGAGCGGCGGAGGCCCUGUUGGGGGAGGACAGGCCCCGUGGUGUCGCCGAGCGGCGGAGGCCCCAUUAUGGGAGGACGGGCCCACGGUGUCACCAGCAUAAGUUACCCUGUGAGGCUUUUGCUCAUUUGUUCGGACCGAUGGGAAAUACCUGCUCUUCCCCGGAGAAGCCCACUAACACAGUGGCUGACGUCUGGGAGUGUGGUGAGGGUCGCUUGUGAAGACUGCAGGGAGGCCUGUCUGUCCAGGGCACAGUUCAGCCACAGACACGUGUGGGUGGCCCUGCCCUGCGGCGUCCCCCUCCCGUCCUGUAGCAGGGGCGCGUGCCCUCUGACUCUCAGCCCUCCUGGGAAGGUGCCGUGAGCUCUUGCGCACGGCGCCCGGGCAUCGCCGCGGCCUCACACGGGGCCUGCUGGGCAGGGGACAGACGCGGGCGUCAUAUGCAGAGCCCCAGAAUCCGGGCAGAUGUGAGACGCUAUCCCGUGCCACGCAGGAGGACGCGCUGUAGUGGCACCAGGGGUCCUUUGACGGGUCUUCUCCUGACCACGCAGUUCACCCUUCAGAAACGUAACGUGCGGGUGCUUUGUUCUUGUAAUGUAGUUAGAACAUAGACCUUGAACCCAGACUCAUCAGGACUGCAGUUAGUGGAAAAUGUAGCAGUGACACUUCUGGGCCAUAUUUAAUUUCCUUUCCUGCUGAAAUUAUCCUGCUUUGUUAGGCUUUUAUCUUAACAUUACAACCACCGUCUGGGCUUCCUACUGUACGUGAAGCUUCUGUUUCCCGUGUGGUGUCCACAGCCCCUCGGACUCCGGCACAGACCCUGACACCAACGUGGGAUAGAGGAGAAACGCUCGUCGGGGUGUAAUUUCCCCAGAAGAGUCGGGUCUUCUCCCCACGGAGCUCGCGGCACAUGAGCGGUGGUCCCUGGGCAGGGUGGGCACGUGAAGCGUGUGCCGUGUCGGCGGGGAGCGCUCCGGGACGCCGGGAGGGCGCAGGUGGGAGUCACGGGCGCCGUGUGGUGUCCACGCACCGUCAGCGCGAUACCUGGUGUGGGACGGUGCUGCGGGAUCCGAACCAGACGUCGCCACCGGGAAGGGUCCAGACCACAUGUUCUCACGGGAAGAGUCCAGACGUAGUCACAGGCAAGGGUCCGAGCCAGAUGUUCUCAUAGGGAGGGGUCUGAACCAGAUGUUGUCACGGGGAAGGGAAACCGUUGCUGAGGAGGGUUUUAAGACCGCGGUGCCUGUGUGUGCAGGUUUUUCAAGAACGCAAAACAAAAAGUCAGCCCACGGGUAAAUUAGCCCACAGUGUGGACGCCAAGCACUUGGGGCGCCCACCACCCGCGUCGACAGCGUGUUUGUAGGCGGCAGCGAACAACUGCUGGUGAUUUGAGAGAAGAAUGAGCCACUUAAAGUCAAGUCUGGGCUCUUCCCACUUCCCAGGGCUGGUACUUCCAAGGUCUAAAUGUAAAGGACCCUUUUUAAGUCUGAAUCCAUGAACAGAAAGUCUCAAAUGUGCUGUUGACAAAGGACCCAGUUCCGGAGAUCUCAGUUUGCAUCUGGUGGAGCUGGAGAUAAACGUGCAGGUCCUCAGCACCGGGUGUCUUCUCGAAACGGCGUUCGCGCUCGGACAGCCGCAGUCCGCGUCUGUGACUCGGUGGCUUCAUCACAUCCAGAAUUACGUUCACAAGCCCGUUCCGUGGUACCUCGCAUUAAUUUUACUUUAGUGAGUUUUUAAAUCCAGAAUUUGGAGGCUCGAGAACAGCGUUCAGAAUCAGAGGCCUGUGGACCUGUGUGGUUUUGCAUCAUGAAAUUAACUGUUUGUGUGACUUGGGAAUUUAAUUUAAAAUGUGAAUUUGGGGGAGCCACAUUCUACUCUGCCAAGUAGACUUAUUCCCUUGUGCUCAGGGCGAGAGGUGACACCAUGGUGGUUAGGAGGCCCGACUCAAACCAGACUCCGGGGCUCCCAUUUGUGACCUUUUUGUGAACUAUAAGUGACACGUGACAUUAUAUUAGCGUCAGCUGCACAACGUAACGACCCAGUAUUUGUAGAUACUGUGAGGUGAUGACAGUAGUCGGUCUGGCUGGUAUCCGCCACCACACGGACUUACAGGACUUUCUUUUCUUGUGACGAGGCCUCUUAAGAUCUGCUCUGACAGCGGCUCCCAGUUGCGCACACAGCGUCACUGACCGUGGUCACUGUGCUGCGACACACCCCCGGGGCUGACGUACUUUGUAGCUGGGCUGGUGUCGUGACUCUGGACCGUUGUGUAAGUUGCUCGUGCCUCACUGCGUCUCGUAAAGCUGAAGACUUAAGUGAGGUGCUACAGGUAGAGCCUGAGAACAGCCAGUGCUCCUCGUAAGGAGGUGGUGACCUUGAGGACCGCAGGGCUGAGAAUCACCCGGGGCGGUGCUCCCUUGAAGCGUAAUAUGUUGUAUUUUGAUUUCCUUGUUAAAAUGUAAUUUGAAGUCAGUCCCCCCAGAAGGCCAGACCCAUGGGGUCGAGUGGUGGGAAUGUGAACAUGAGCGAACGGCGUCUUCCUUCAGAGCGACGUUUGCAGCCGCCAGCUUCGUGAAACCACUGGCCUGGUUUUGAGGAAAUAACCCACAAAUACCUGAGUAAGGAGCCAGAAAUAGCCAUCGGCAAGGCCAAGGGAGCUAACAUUGUUCAGGAUUUGAGGGUAACUGUCCAUAAGUGAAAUGCUUCUUUUUUCUCUCUUGCCAACCUCAAGUUCAACCUCAAGUUGGCAAGAUACGUCUUGAAUUUUAGAAAAUGCCAUUCAGUCAACUUCUGUUGAGCACAGAGUUCACAUGAGACCUGCAGAUGUCAGGUCGGGGAGGCCCAGGGUCCUACGGAAGGGAGGGACGCCUGGAGGACAUGGCUCUGGUGGCAGUUUGGUGACAGGAGGGGAGACGGAGGCCAGGCUGCCACGGCUACACGAUGAAGAGAGGGCACUGAUCCUACACUAACUGAGUGAAGAAAAUGCACAUCUCGCCUUCGUGGGGCUCAGUCUGACACACUCAUUAUAGUUUUCACUGGAAGGACAGCAGCAGGUGUGUGGGGAGGUCUGGGGUUGGUUAUUAUUUUUUUAACGUUUAUUUAUUUUUGAGAGACAGAGAGACACAGAGCAUGAGCAGGGGAGGGGCAGAGAGAGAGGGAGACAUGGAAUCCAAAUUAGGCUCCAGGCUCCAGGCUCUGAGCUGUCGGCACAGAGCCUGACGCGGGGCUCGAACCCACAGACCAUGAGAUCCUGACCUGAGCCGAAGUCGGAUGCUCAACCGACUGUGCCCCCCAGGCGCCCCUGGCUUGGUUAUUCUUGAGACAUGGGUACAUGAGCCUGUUUGUGGGCUGAGCUCUUUUCUAAGAGCUGACAGAGCACAGGACAGAGAGAAACGGGUCUGAGGAGAUGGGGGCUGGGUCCUCUGCCCCCCCACACCUCCUUCCACGCAGGCGUGUGGACCGUAGCUGGUCUCCCGAGGAGCAGAUGGACGUCUGAGGUGCCGUGUGUCUUCUCCCACUGCAUCUGUCCCUGACAUACUCCCGGACCAGGUCUGAACCAGGAGGAUUUCACAGACACUGUCUUCGGCAGGGAGCCCUCUUGCCGCUCCUAAGCGGCCUCCUGUGUCCUCUCUGCUCCGCAGUUAUGCGUCCCUGAUCGCCGACUGGCCCGUCGUGGUCCUGGGCAUGUGUACCGCGUUCAUCGUCGUCUGUGCCCUGGUCGGGGUGUUAGUGCCCGAGCUGCCCGACUUCUCCGACCCACUGCUGGGCUUUGAACCAAGAGGGACUACGAUAGGCCAGAGACUGGUCACGUGGAAUAACAUGGUGAAAAACACGGGAUACAAAGCGACAUUAGCAAACUACCCUUUUAAGUAUGCAGAUGAACAAGCCAAGAGCCACCGGGACGACAGGUGGUCCGAUGAUCACUAUGAACGAGAGAAAAGAGAGGUCGACUGGGACUUCCACAGGGACAGCUUUUUCUGCGACGUUCCGAGUGAGUGGCCUCGCAGGCGACCGGUACUCCAGAGUGGUGUUCACAGCAGCUGGAGGGGAGACCCUGUGGAGUUUACCUGCGAUUAAAUCCAUGUGCAGUAUAGACAAUGCAAGGAUCAGAGCCCACCCGCAGUUCGGGGACCUGUGCCAGAGGACCACGGCCGCGUCCUGCUGCCCCAGCUGGACGCUGGGGAACUACGUCGCCAUCCUCAACAACCGGUCGUCCUGCCAGAACAUCGUGGAGCGAGACGUCGCUCACACCCUGAAGCUGCUGCGGGCCUGCGCCAGGCACUACCACAACGGCACGCUCGGGCCCGACUGCUGGGACGCGGCGGCCAGGAGGAAGGGCCAGCUCAAGUGCACGGGCGUGCCGCGCAAGUGCACCAAGUACAACGCCGUGUACCAGAUCCUGCACUACCUGGUGGACAAAGACUUCGUGGCCCCGAGGGCCGCCGACCCCACCGCGCCCGCGCUGAGGUACAGCAUGCUCUUCUCCCCCACGGAGAAAGGGGAGAGCAUGAUGGACAUCUACCUGGACAACUUCGUGGCCUGGAACGGCUCCGACGGCGUCACCAGCGUGGCCGGCAUCGAGUUCGGCCUCAAGCACAGCCUGUUCCAGGACCACCUCCUGACGGACACGGCGUACCCGGCCAUCGCCGUCCUGCUGGUGCUGCUGGUCAUGUGCGCCUACACGCGGUCCCUGUUCAUCACCCUCAUGACCGUGUUCGCCGUCAUCAGCUCCCUGAUCGUCUCCUACUUCCUGUACCGCGUGGUGUUCAGCUUCGAGUUCUUCCCGUUCAUGAACCUCACCGCGCUCGUCAUCUUGGUCGGAAUUGGCGCCGACGACGCGUUCGUCCUGUGUGACGUCUGGAGCCACGCCAAGGGCGACAAGCCCCACGCGGGGACGGCGGAGACGGUGGGCGUCACCCUGCAGCACGCGGCGCUGUCCAUGUUCGUCACCAGCUUCACCACGGCCGCGGCCUUCUACGCCAACUACGUGAGCAACAUCACCGCCAUCCGGUGCUUCGGCGUGUACGCGGGCACGGCGGUCCUGGUGAACUACGUGCUGAUGGUCACGUGGCUUCCGGCCGUCGUCGUCCUGCACGAGCGGUACCUCCUCAACCUCUUCAGCGGCUUCCGAAAGCCGCAGCAGCAGUACGUCAGCAAGAGCUGCUGGGCGGCGGCUCGCCGGAAGUGCCGCCGGCUGCUGUUCGCCGUCUCCGAAGCCUCGCGAGUGUUCUUCGAGAAGGUGUUGCCGUGCGUGGUCAUCAAGUUUCGCUACGUCUGGCUGUUCUGGUUCCUGGCCCUGACCGUGGGCGGGGCCUACGUCGUGUGCGUGAACCCCAAGAUGAAGCUCCCCUCCCUGGAGCUGAAUGAGUUCCAGCUCUUCAGGGCCUCGCACCCCUUCGAGCGCUACGACGCCGAGUACAAAAAGCUCUUCAUGUUUGAGCGCGUGCACCGCGGGGAGGAGCUGCACAUGCCCAUCACGGUGGUCUGGGGCGUGUCCCCGGAGGACAACGGCGACCCCCUGAACCCCAAGAGCAAAGGGAAGCUGGCCCUGGAUGGCAGCUUUAACAUCGCGAGCCCUGCUUCCCAGGUCUGGAUCUUGCACUUCUGUCAAAAGCUGAGAAACCAGACUUUCUUUCACCAGACGGAUGAGCAGGAUUUCACGAGCUGCUUCAUCGAGACGUUCAAGCAGUGGAUGGAAAACCAGGACUGUGACGAGCCGGCCCUGUACCUCUGCUGCAGGCGCUGGAGUUUCCCCUACAAGCAGGAGAUUUUUGAGCUGUGCAUCAAGAGGGCCAUCAUGGAGCUGGAACGGAGCACGGGGUACCACCUGGACAGCAAGACGCCGGGGCCGAGGUUUGACAUCAACGACACCAUCAGGGCCGUCGUGCUCGAGUUCCAGAGCACCUACCUGUUCACGCUGGCUUACGAGAAGAUGCACCAGUUUUACAAGGAGGUGGACGCGUGGAUCUCCAGGGAGCUGAGCUCGGCUCCCGAGGGCCUCAGCAACGGCUGGUUCGUCAGCAACCUGGAGUUCUACGACCUGCAGGACAGCCUCUCCGACGGCACCCUCAUCGCCAUGGGGCUCUCCGUGGCCGUGGCGUUCAGCGUGAUGCUGCUCACCACCUUGAACGUCUUCAUCAGCCUCUUUGCCAUCGUCUCGAUCACGGGAACCAUAUUUGUCACCGUGGGCUCUCUCGUCCUGCUGGGCUGGGAGCUGAACGUCCUGGAGUCGGUGACCAUCUCCGUGGCGGUCGGCCUGUCUGUGGACUUCGCCGUCCACUACGGGGUCGCUUACCGCCUGGCCCCGGAUGCCGACCGGGAGGGGAAGGUGAUCUUCUCCCUGAGUCGCAUGGGCUCCGCGAUGGCCAUGGCCGCUCUGACCACCUUUGUGGCCGGGGCCAUGAUGAUGCCGUCCACGGUUCUGGCAUACACCCAGCUGGGCACCUUCAUGAUGCUCAUCAUGUGUGUCAGCUGGGCUUUCGCCACCUUCUUCUUCCAGUGCCUGUGCCGCUGCCUCGGGCCCCAGGGUGCCUGCGGUCAGAUUCCUUUACCUGGGAGACUCCAGUGUGGCGCCUUCUCCCACGCCGUGUCCACGAGCCCCGGGGACAAGGGACAAAGCAAAACACACACCGUGAAUGCGUAUCAUUUAGAUCCCAGGGCCCCCAAAUCCGAAAUGGAGCAUGAGUUUUAUGAGUUAGAGCCCCUGGCGUCCCGCAGCGGCAGCGCCUCCGAGGAGACCCACAUCUGCUCCGAGUUUUCCGACGGCCCCGCAAGGAACUUCGGGAUGCCGGUGCGUGCCGCGUACAGCAGAGGCCCCAGGGGCGAUGGCGGCGGUGCCCCGUUCCCGCCCCCUCUCGAGCAGCACGCCGUGUGUCACUUCUUCUCUCUGAGUCAGACAUGCACUUGUCCAGAUGCCUACAGACACCUGACGCCUGGCCCACAUGCCGGCCAGCAGGCGGGUGACGGCCUGUGUCCCCAGUGCGCUGCCCCCGCCGGCAGCCUCGUGCACGUGCAGAAGGGCGCACACCAGGCCCCCGAAGGCUUCAUGUGCACCAUCCCGCACGUCCAUCACUGUCCCUGCCUGCAGGGCGGAGCGAGGCCACCGGGACCGCAGAAUCCUCUGCCCACGAGCUUUGUCCUGCACCCCAUGCAGCACAUUCAGGCCCCAGAGAAGACCCGCACUCACGGUCUCCCGAGCGUGGGGCACGUUUCCCCGACGGUGGGGCCGUCGGCCUGUGUCUGCAGAAGCCCUGGGUCCCCACGAAAAGCGCAUUGUGAUCCUGAGAACAGCCAAAGGGGGCUUGCUAGGAACAGAGACGUCGGGCACGUGGAGGGCGGCGGAGGGGCCAGGAACCAGGGCUCGGGUCCAGGGGGCCAGACGGACAAAACAGACAGGAACACAGGGCUGUGCUUGUCACAGGAUCUGGAACAGUCCGGUCAGAAUGAACCACACUUUGUGUUUAACCGUCUAACGGGGGACGCGCAGCCCGGGUCCUGCCCAGAGGGCGACUCUGCAGACAGUGAGGCCAGUGAGCCCCCUGCGUUCACGCACUCGGAACUUUCUGGUGAAAGUUUGUUGAUAAAAACACUCUAAUAAAUAUAGUGCUAAAUUCAGAA